AUGCUGUAUAUUUCAAUCUCUUUCUCUCUCUUGAUCAUACUCUAUGUUUUCAAUCUCUUUUCUCUCUUUUUGAUCAUGCUGUAUGUUACAAUCUCUUUUCUCUCUUUUGAUCAUGCUCUUUAUUUAAAAUCUCUUUUCUCUCUCUUGUCAUGCUCUACAUUUCAAUCUCUUUUCUCUCUCUUGGUCAUGUCUAUAUUUAAUCCUUUUUCAAUCUCUUUUUCUCCUCUCUUGAUCUCGUACUCUAUAUUUCAAUCUCUUUUUUCUCUCUUUGAGUCAUACUGUAUAUUUCAAUCUCUUUUUCUCUCUUUUGAUCAUGCUCUAUAUUUCAAUCUCUUUUCUCUCUUUUUAUCAUGCUGUAUAUUUCAAUCUCUUUUCUCUCUUUUGAUCAUGCUCUAUUUUUCAAUCUCUUUUCUCUCUCUUGAUCAUGCUCUAUAUUUCCAAUCUCUUUUCUCUCUCUUGAUCAUGCUCUAUUUUCAAUCUCUUUUCUCUCUCUUGAUCAUGCUUCGACGGGAUCAUGCUCGCUUUCACUCGCUGGCUUUUUGUUUCCCGCGACCGUCGUCUGGAACGGCUUGCGGUCCUCUUUUUUUUUUAACACAUGGGAAAACUCGCGCUAUUAAAAUCGUCUUUUCUCUCUCUUUAUUCCACUCUAUAUUCAAUCUCUUUUUCUCUCUUUUGAUCAUACUCUAUAUUCUGUCUUUUUUCUCUCUUGAUCAUACUCUAUAUUUCAAUCUCUUUUUCUCUCUUUUGAUCCUUGCUCUAUGUUUCAAUCUCUUUUCUCUCUCUUUCAUGCUGUUAUAUUUCAAUCUCUUUUUCUCUCUCUUGAUCAUGCCUUAUAUUUCAAUCUCUUUUUCUCUCUUUUGA
Molecule: messenger RNA, 861 nt
Organism: Acanthosepion pharaonis
Lineage: Eukaryota; Metazoa; Mollusca; Cephalopoda; Sepiida; Sepiidae
Source: the annotation of a GenBank genome assembly